This is a messenger RNA of Balaenoptera ricei (Rice's whale), 3249 nucleotides long. It is a transcript of the gene CHST2, whose product is annotated as carbohydrate sulfotransferase 2. Bases 1083 to 2675 code for a protein of 530 amino acids. The transcript is spliced from 2 exons. Gene Ontology annotation, molecular function: N-acetylglucosamine 6-O-sulfotransferase activity. NCBI's taxonomy places the organism in Eukaryota, Metazoa, Chordata, Mammalia, Artiodactyla, Balaenopteridae. Gene Ontology annotation, biological process: sulfur compound metabolic process; N-acetylglucosamine metabolic process; carbohydrate metabolic process. Gene Ontology annotation, cellular component: Golgi membrane. The record is from RefSeq and is a predicted model, not a curated record.
CGGGACGCGCGGAGGAGGAGGGCAGCACGCCGAAGGGGAGGAGCCGCAGCGACAGACGGCGGCGCGCACCAACCCGGCGCCGGCUGGCAGGAGCCGCGCAGAGGCUGGCCCGAGCGCGUUGCAGCCGCUCCGCGUAGGGAGAGUCGGGUAGCAGCAUCCUCCCGGGCGCCGGCUUUCGCGCGGCGGCUGCGGCGGCGGCGGCGGCGUUUUCUCUGCCCCGAUGCCUCGUUGACCUGAAGAGGCUGGUGCCGCGGGGAAGGCGGGCAAGGGAGCGCUGCGGGCCCCGGCUCCUUUGCCUAGAGCUGUGUGUGUGUGUGUGUGUGUGUGUGUGUGUAGGGGGUUUCCGGGCCAGUCGGAGGCUGAGGAGCGGCGGGGGCUGCCGGCAAUGCCCGCCCGGGCAUCCUUCGGGUGAUGGAAGAAGCAGCUGCUGCCGCCGCCGCUGCACAGUCGCGCUGCGCCCCAUCUACCACCGCCAGAGACAUGGGAAGAUUCGGGGCGCGGAGGCCGAGAGCAAGAGAGGCGGAGCCGCUUUGCCGGGAGCUGGGUCGCGUAUAAGCCCCCUCCCCCUCCCCUCCCUCGGCCAGCUUCACCCCCCCAGAGCGAGGAAGGAAGCUACAGUCCCGAGAGGGCGUUGGAGACGCCGAUGGAGCCGGGCGCAAAGGACUCAGCGGAGCGCAGAGCAGGGCUCCGGGCCCGGUGAAAGUUUCCCUUCCCCAGCCGCAGGGCGCCCGCUGCCCGGAAACUCUGCCCAGAGCUUGGGCUGCCAAGUCCCUCGGCCCCCUCGGAGGCGCGCGGACCCCGGGCGGAAAACAGCGCUCGAGAAGGCGAGGAACGAGUGACAGCAGGACUGACCGCCGGGCCGUGCUCCCGGGCCGCUCCGGGGAGCGCCCGCGGCUCCAGGUCCUUCUCAGAGCCGCUGCCAUGGGAGAGCCAACCCUGGGUGCCGGGGACCAGCCGCCGCUGCUGCCGCGCCCGCCUCGGAGUCGCGGCCCAAGUCCCAGCGCCCGAAUCCGGGCCGCUGCGUCCUCCUCCCGGGUUGCAGGGCCGCCUCCGCCGCGCUGCCGGCCCGGGUUGUGCCUGUGAUGAGCCGCAGCCCGCCGCGAGCCCUGCCCGCGGGCGCGCCCCCCCGGUUGCUCCCGGCCGCGCCUGCCGCCGGGCCGCGCGCCUUGCUCCCGCCGUGGCCCCGGCGCCCGGGUCGCCGCUGGCCCGCGUCCCCGCUCGGAAUGAAGGUGUUCCGCAGGAAGGCGCUGGUGCUGUGCGCGGGCUACGCGCUGCUGCUGGUGCUCACCAUGCUCAACCUCCUGGACUACAAGUGGCACAAGGGGCCGUUGCAGCAGUGCAGCCCCGACGGGCCGCUCGGUGCCGCGGCGGGGGCGGCUGCGGGCGGCUGGGGGCGUCCGGGGCCUCCUCCGGCCGUGCCGCCCCGCGCACACACCCGCUCGGACCCCCGUACCCCAUACCGCUCUCCCGUCGCCCCCGUCCGGGCGGCUCCGGCAGCCGGGGCGGGGGCGGCGGGGGCCGCAGCCCCUCCGGGUAAUGGCACUCGGGGCACCGGGGAUGGCGGGGACAAGAGGCAGUUGGUGUACGUGUUCACCACGUGGCGCUCGGGCUCGUCCUUCUUCGGCGAGCUUUUCAACCAGAACCCCGAAGUGUUCUUCCUCUACGAGCCAGUGUGGCACGUGUGGCAAAAACUGUACCCAGGGGACGCCGUUUCCCUGCAAGGGGCGGCACGGGACAUGCUGAGCGCUCUCUACCGCUGCGACCUCUCGGUCUUCCAGCUGUACAGUCCCGCUGGCAGCGGGGGGCGCAACCUCACCACGCUGGGCAUUUUCGGCGCGGCCACCAACAAGGUGGUGUGCUCGUCGCCACUUUGCCCCGCCUACCGCAAGGAGGUCGUUGGACUGGUGGACGAUCGCGUGUGCAAGAAGUGCCCGCCGCAGCGCCUGGCGCGCUUCGAGGAGGAGUGCCGCAAGUACCGCACUCUGGUCAUCAAGGGCGUGCGUGUCUUCGACGUGGCCGUGUUGGCGCCACUUCUGCGCGACCCGGCCCUGGACCUCAAGGUCAUUCAUCUGGUGCGGGAUCCCCGCGCUGUGGCCAGCUCACGCAUCCGCUCGCGCCAUGGUCUCAUCCGUGAAAGCCUGCAGGUGGUGCGCAGCCGGGACCCCCGAGCGCACCGCAUGCCCUUCCUGGAGGCCGCUGGCCAUAAGCUGGGCGCCAAGAAGGAGAGCAUGGGUGGGCCUGCAGACUACCACGCCCUUGGCGCCAUGGAGGUCAUCUGCCACAGCAUGGCCAAGACGCUGCAGACGGCCCUGCAGCCCCCUGACUGGCUGCAAGGCCACUACCUGGUGGUGCGGUACGAGGACCUGGUGGGAGACCCCGUCAAGACCCUACGCAGGGUGUAUGACUUUGUGGGGCUAUUGGUGAGCCCUGAAAUGGAGCAGUUUGCCCUCAACAUGACCAGUGGCUCAGGCUCCUCCUCCAAGCCUUUCGUGGUGUCGGCACGCAACGCCACGCAGGCCGCCAGCGCCUGGCGGACCGCCCUCACCUUCCAGCAGAUCAAACAGGUGGAGGAGUUUUGCUACCAGCCCAUGGCCGUGCUGGGUUACGAGCGGGUCAAUAGCCCUGAGGAGGUCAGAGACCUCAGCAAGACCCUGCUCCGGAAACCCCGGCUCUGAGAGGGGUUCCCGGGAGACCAGACUCCCUGUGGUGACACCCACAGAAGGAUUGUGGUGUGUUUCAACAAAAACAGCCCAGAUCCAAACUGAGGAAGCCCACACAUUCUGUUAUAGAUACAUAAUAUAAAUAACCACACAGGCACUUGCUGUCAGUGUUUUGAGUCAUUGAAUUUCAAGGAACAGCCACAAUACACACACAUCUCAGAAAAGGCAAGGCUUGAAAGUUCUGACCCGCUGCCCUUCCUCUUCUCUCCCCUGCCUUUUCUCCCUUUUCUUACCCUCUCCCCUACCUGCCUUCCAUUUUGAAGUGGGAUGUUGAUUAAAUCAAGAUCCAGUAACCCAAAUCUUGUUUCCAAAAUUUUCGUGGUAUCUGUGAACAUGUAGAAGAGUCAUUUGGAUGUCGGGGGUGGGGUGGGAGGUGUGGGAGGGUGGAGAAAGGGGAAGUGGUCCAGGAGCAAAAGCCCCACUGGGCAUGCUAAACCAAGGAGGCAUUCUUCUAAGUAGACUUUUGUGUAAAAAGCAAAGGUUAUACGUGAGUAUUAAUAAAGAAAAUAAUAAAUAAUAUUCUUUUUUA